Aspergillus thermomutatus is the source of this 951-nucleotide messenger RNA. RefSeq lists its product as uncharacterized. Lineage: Eukaryota; Fungi; Ascomycota; Eurotiomycetes; Eurotiales; Aspergillaceae. Bases 1 to 951 code for a protein of 316 amino acids. The record is from RefSeq and is a predicted model, not a curated record. Gene Ontology annotation, biological process: N-acetylneuraminate catabolic process; D-glucosamine catabolic process; N-acetylglucosamine catabolic process. Gene Ontology annotation, molecular function: glucosamine-6-phosphate deaminase activity; identical protein binding. The transcript has 3 exons. Gene Ontology annotation, cellular component: cytoplasm.
AUGCGUCUGAUCAUUCAAGAGCGCCCGGAGCUGGCAGCGCAGUACAUUGCUGCUUACAUCGCGAAACGCAUCGACGCCUUCAAGCCAACGGCGGAACGACCGUUCGUCCUGGGAUUGCCCACAGGCAGCAGUCCCCUGCCCAUCUACCGCGCGUUGAUCGCAGCACACAACACGGGCGCGAUCUCAUUCCGUCAUGUCGUGACGUUCAACAUGGACGAGUACGUCGGUCUGCCACGGGACCACCCAGAAUCAUACCACUCGUUCAUGCACGCGAAUUUCUUCCGCCAUGUCGACAUCGAGCCGGGCAACGUCAACAUCCUCGACGGCAACGCCGCGAGCCUCGCCGAGGAGUGUCUGGCGUACGAGGCCAAGAUCAAGGCGCUCGGCGGCAUUGAGCUAUUCCUCGGCGGGGUGGGCAGCGACGGGCACAUUGCGUUCAACGAGCCUGGGUCCAGCCUGGCGAGCCGCACCAGGAUCAAGUCUCUCGCUUACGAGACCAUUAUUGCCAAUGCGCGGUUCUUCGCGGGGGAUAUGAACGCGGUGCCGCGAAUGGCGCUGACGGUGGGUGUGCAGACGAUUAUGGAGGCGAGGGAGGUGGUCAUUGUGGCUACGGGAGCGGCCAAGGCGCUUGCCGUCCAGCAGGCGGUUGAGGGUGGCGUGAGUCACCUUUGCACUCUGUCCUGUCUGCAGCUGCAUCCCUGCAGCAUGGUGGUGGUGGACGAGGAUGCCACGCUGGAGCUGAAGGUGAAGACCGUUAGAUAUUUCAAGGGCGUGGAGCAGACUAUCCUACAGAAAGGUCUGAGCGAUCAGACGCCCACGACCCCCAUUGAGGCUCCAUCAGGCUCAAAACCAUGGAGAGAGCCGCAGGAAGGCGAAUUAACCCCAGAUAGCAUGUCCUCGCGCAUUGAGAGCCCGAACCGAUCAGCCACAAUCCAGUUCGCGCGCGCAUGA